This is a messenger RNA of Haliotis rubra (blacklip abalone), 1214 nucleotides long. RefSeq lists its product as uncharacterized. NCBI's taxonomy places the organism in Eukaryota, Metazoa, Mollusca, Gastropoda, Lepetellida, Haliotidae. Gene Ontology annotation, molecular function: transmembrane transporter activity. Bases 124 to 909 code for a protein of 261 amino acids. The transcript has 2 exons. The record is from RefSeq and is a predicted model, not a curated record. Gene Ontology annotation, biological process: transmembrane transport.
AUCAGUUCUAGUGGUGAAAGGAGUCUGCUGAAUUCCAGAGAAAAGGACAUCAAUGUUCAGAACUCUACGUCAGAUUCCCCCUUCCUUGUGAGGAGAUUAAGAACAGAUUCCGAUUCCAGUGCAAUGUCAAAAUCAAAACGAAACAUACUUCUUUUCACCAGCCAGUCCGAUUUCGGGUCCCUUGCAAUGAUCAACAUAAGUGUUCAAGACAUUGAUGCUGUUGAAAGUGUUGGGUCCGCGAACAAGUCAAAGAAAUGCUGCUUUUAUAUUAAAAAGGCUUUGUCAUCCCUCGACUUCUCACUGUUCAAGAAACCAAUGUUUCGACUUAUCACCAUUGUGGCUUUUUUCAGUGUCCUUAUAGGCGUCGUUCCAGUGUAUAUUCCUGCUUUGGCGAAAGAGAAGGGUUUGGAUCAGACGGAUGCAGCUCUGUUCUUAACAGUUGCUGGUGCAGUUGACUUCUUUUGCAGGCUCCUGGCUGGGUUCCUGAUUGAUCUGGGACAUAUCAGUGCCCACACCGUUAUGGCUAUUGGGUUAGCCAUUGCUGGAACAUUGACGCAGUUCACUUCCUUCUACAACUCUUACGCUUUAAUGAUGAUGUUCACUGUGACAAUGACUAUGUUUUCCUGUUCAUAUUUUGCCCUGAUUAACGUGGCAAUAAUUGAUUUCAUGGGACUGGACUACCUUGGAAAGACGUUGGGAUUUGUGUCCUUGUUUCAUGGAAUGUCCAUAGCUAUAUGUCACCCUAUUGUAGGGAGUAUUCGUGACGCAACAGGGUCAUACACCUGGGGGUUCAGCUUCAUGGGAGCUUGUGCCUACGUCGGUGCCGCCUUGCUACUCAGUACACCUCUAUACAAGAAAUGUUUUCUGAAGAAACCCAAUGAAGACAGAUGCAAUGACGUAGCAGAGUAACUCCUAACAGACACCUAUCUCAUCCAGACCAUGCUCCUGCUUGCAGCUUCAAGGAAAUUUAAGAAGUCGCAGAUUAACAUCACAUAACGAAAGAAGUGCAAAUAUUUGCUGUGUUCCCUCACAGCAGGUCUUUGGGAAUGAUAUGAAUACAUUAAUAAUAUGACAGCAGAAAUGUAACAGCAACCAGUAGACUUUCGCUAAGGUGAAGCUGUUUAGAAAGGUGUCUAAAAGUAUCGUCGAAUUUAUGAUGGCAUUCCUGAGUUUGCCUUCAACUUUCUUGAAGAUAAAUAAAUGUGUGAAAUGUA